Messenger RNA from Rhodamnia argentea, 2874 nucleotides. RefSeq names its product probable LRR receptor-like serine/threonine-protein kinase At4g37250. Gene Ontology annotation, biological process: protein phosphorylation. The record is from RefSeq and is a predicted model, not a curated record. Lineage: Eukaryota; Viridiplantae; Streptophyta; Magnoliopsida; Myrtales; Myrtaceae. Gene Ontology annotation, molecular function: protein kinase activity; ATP binding; protein binding.
CUGUUUCUCUCUGUAAAUCUGCUUCUUAAGUGCGAGCGAGCUCGAUGCGAAGCAUUUCUUGCGGUGAGUGCAUUGAUCAUUUCCCAUCUUCCCCAAGCAUUUCUUUACUUCAUUCCCUUCUUCACCUCUGAAUAUUUAAUUCCAUCUUUGCUAGAGAGAGAGGGAAGAGAGAGAGAGUUUGGUUUGGUGAGCUGUGUGGUUUCUGACCCAGUAUUCAUUUCCAUCUUAAUUAGCCAGAAAAACCCACUUCACAUGGCUUCUUCUGUUGACGUACCGUCAUAAGUAUCUCGGCUUUCUCUCUCUGUUUCUCGCUCUUUUUGACGAGCGAUGGGGCAUGUUUGCCAGAGGACUGGACGGUCAUCAUCAUGAGGAAGGGGAAGACCGGUUCAUCAUCGUGUUGGACGAUUCUUGUCUCGCGCUAGCGCUCGCCGGUGGGCUCGCGCCGCGCGCGCGGGGCCUCAGCAUGGACGGAGUGCUUCUGCUCUCCUUCAAGUACUCCGUCACCAGCGACCCGCUCAGGGCGCUCGACGGCUGGAGCUACGGCGACGAUACGCCAUGCUCGUGGCCCGGCGUCACGUGCGGCACCGCCACCGGUAACGACACCGCCGCCUCCUCCCGCGUCGUCGGCCUCUCCCUCCGGGGCUCGCGGCUCACCGGCUCGAUCCCCUCCGACAUGGGCAUGCUCAAGUACCUGCGGACCCUCGAUCUUUCCAACAACUCCCUCAACGCCACGCUCCCCGACACUUUGUUCGAUGCCGCCGAGCUCCGCGUCCUGGAUCUCUCCGACAACCGGGUCGAGGGCCCCAUCCCCGCCGCCAUCGGUUUGCUCGGGAACCUCCAGCUCCUCAACCUCUCCUACAACGCUUUGACGGGAAGCCUGCCGGCCAACCUCACUGCGCUCACUAACCUGACUGUAGUGUCGCUCGAGAACAAUUACCUCACGGGGAACCUCCCUGGCGGGUUUGACCAUGUGGAGGUCCUCGAUCUAUCGUCAAACCUGAUCAACGGGUCGCUGCCGGAGAAUUUAGGGGGCGAGGGCCUCCAAUACCUGAACGUGUCCCACAACCGGCUCUCUGGGGAGAUCCCUGCGGGCUUCGGUGGGAGGAUCCCGGCCAACGCCACCCUUGACUUCUCCUACAACGAACUCGCCGGCGAGAUUCCGGAGUCUGUUGUGUGGAUGAACCAGGACGAGGCGUCGUUCAGCGGGAACCCGGACCUCUGUGGGAUUCAGACAAGGAACCCUUGCCCGAUCCCUUCUUCCCCGUCAUUCUCGCCGCCAAACGUGUCCGCUCCGACCUCGCCUCCUGCGUUCGCGGCUUUCCCGAAGACGAUCGGCUCGACCCCUGAGACGACGAACGCGACGGCGAGCAAGUCCAAGAGACAAACGGGGCUUCGGCCGGUGACCAUAGUUGUCAUUGUGGUCGGUGACAUUGCGGGCAUUGCGAUGGUGGCAGCGAUUUUCGUGUGCGUUUGCCGGAUCAAGAAAAGGAAGAAGAGUCUCGACACGGCACCGGCCAAGAACGAACCCAGUGCGGCAGCGGAUACAUGGUCGUCCACCUCCUCGGAGUCGCGUGGGUUCACGCGAUGGUCAUGCUUGCGGAAGCGAGGCGACAACGACGGAGAGAGCUCCGAGACCACUGCCUCCGACACCGACGACAACGACGACGCGAAGAGCUACGACAACACUCAGCGGCUCGAGAAGCAGGAGCCCUACAAGGAAGGGAUGCUCGUGACCAUCGAUAACCGCGGCGGCGGCGGCGGAGGGGACAAGGUGGCGGCGCUCGAGCUGGAGACAUUGCUGAAGGCGUCCGCGUACAUAUUAGGGGCGACGGGGUCGAGCAUAAUGUACAAGGCAGUGCUGGAGGACGGGACGACGCUGGCGGUCCGGCGGAUAGGGGAGAGCGGCGCGGAGCGGUUCAAGGACUUCGAGGCCCAGGUCCGAGCCGUGGCCAAGCUGGUCCACCCGAACCUGGUCCGGGUCCGCGGGUUCUACUGGGGGGUCGACGAGAAGCUCAUCAUCUACGAUUUCGUCCCCAAUGGCAGCCUCGCCAAUGCCCGUUACAGGAAAGUGGGAUCAUCUCCUUGCCAUUUGCCGUGGGAGGCCCGGCUCAGGAUCGCGAAGGGAGUGGCCCGAGGGCUCGCGUACCUGCACGAGAAGAAGCACGUGCACGGGAACCUGAAGCCCAGCAACAUCCUGCUCGGCGGCGACAUGGAGCCCAAGAUAGGCGAUUUCGGCCUCGAGCGCCUCGUCACCGGCGACACGAGCUACAAGGCCGGCGGCUCCGCCAGGAACUUCGGGAGCAAGCGGUCCACCGCCUCACGCGACAGCUUCCAGGACCUCGGCCCGGGGCCUGGCCGCAGCCCCAGCCCCAGCCCGAGCUCGAUCGGCGGGAUCUCACCCUACCACGCGCCCGAGUCGCUGAGGAGCCUCAAGCCGAGCCCGAAGUGGGACGUGUUCGCGUUCGGGGUCGUGCUGCUCGAGCUGCUGUCGGGGAAGGUGGUGGCGGUGGACGAGCUCGGCCAGGCCAACGGGGUCGUGGUGGACGACCAGGGCCGGGCCGUGAGGAUGGCCGACGCGGCGAUCCGGGGCGAGCUGGAGGGCAAGGAGGACGCCCUGCUGGCUUGCUUCAGGCUGGGGCUCGGCUGCGCAUCCCCGGUGCCCCAAAAGAGACCCUCGAUGAAGGAGGCCCUACACGUUCUCGAGAAGAUCCCAUCUUCGUCAACGUCCAUGCGCCAUUAUGGUGGUCACUUGGUAUGAAUGAACAGGUGAAAGUGUUGUAGAGAGCGAUGUAUCUAUGAUUGACGUGACAAAUUUGUCAAAUUUGUUUGUGGUUGGAUCAUGAAAUAGAGAGUUAGAUAGAGAUUUCUCUUUCA